Molecule: messenger RNA, 3848 nt
Organism: Schistosoma haematobium
Lineage: Eukaryota; Metazoa; Platyhelminthes; Trematoda; Strigeidida; Schistosomatidae
Gene: WDR13
Product: WD repeat-containing protein 13
Exons: 5
Coding region: 1328-3130 (600 amino acids)
Cellular component (GO): nucleus
Molecular function (GO): promoter-specific chromatin binding; protein binding
Source: RefSeq, a predicted model, not a curated record
CGCACUUAGGUCUUAUGUAGAAGCUGCCGAGCUUCGGAAUAACAGGUGCCGUACAUGAAUGGAUAAGAAACUUCUUAUGUGACUGCAGACAGAGAUUGAGAGCCAAUGGAACGCUAUCCGAGCGGAGGCCGGUCAAAAGUGGUGUGCUCCAAGGCACCAUCUUAGGUCCCUACUUUUCCUUCUCUAUGUUAAUGAACUACGCUAUUGCAUAAGAUGUCGACAUCAUUGUUUGCGGAUAGCGUCUGACUCUGGAGAACAAUAAGAAGUAAGGCCGAUCAUUUUGGUCUCCAAGCUGACUUGGACGACUUAGUUAGAUGGGCUUGAGUUUGGGGCUUAGAAGUUAAUUCUAGGAAGAUUGAGCUCAUGUACAUCGGACACGGUAAUAGUUACCAUUAUAUUAUUGAUGGUAUAUCUCUUCCAUGCGUUCAAGAACAUAAAAACUUAUGAGUAAUAAUAAGUCAUGACUUGAAAAGAAUUAAACAUUGCAACGCGGCUGCUGCCAAAGCUUGUCGUGCGCUAUGGUCACUUUCCCGAGCAUUCAAAUGCUAUGAUGAGAUGUUUUUAAUUUUACAUCCUACCAAUGUAAGACCACACUUAGAGUACUGUAUCUAAGCAGCUAGCCCAUGUCUGAUUAGAAAUACCAACUCACUUGAGCGUGUUCAGCGUGUAGGGACGAAAUCAGUGAAGGGUUUUCCUAAACUCUCUUACUAUGAGCUUUAAAUAGCCACAACCUUCCCCCUUAUAGAAUCAUAGGACGCAAAGUGACUCUAUACUGGCGUUUCGUAACUUUAUUAAAAUUUAGGUGUUAAUAUAUCUUAUCUUUUCGCUUCCUCCAGCACUAAUAAUCUCCGAUAUCAUUGCAAGAAUGUUCACAAACCGCGAUCUAAUAAACUUAAUGUGGGGUCCCGUUUAUUUCAUCAACUGGAACGCCUUAUCCAAACAAGUGGUAUCAGCCCUAUCAACGGAAAUUUUCAAGGCAAGGCUGGAACUUUAAUGGGAGGCAAUCUGUCAGGAUUAACACAGGCUCACCAACCUACUCUCCUUAUUACUGAAGAUUGAAAUAGAGGUCAGGCGCAAUUUUCAACUGUACCUCCUGUAACGGUAUUAAAAAUCAUUACAUGUGACAUUACUAAUGAGUGUGAAUCGUAGAAGCUCUUCACGAUAACUUGCAGUAUUAGUAUAUAUCGUUGAUGCCUUCAAAGUAAGGUUGAAUAUCCACGGCACUGGAGAUCACAAGAAUCCAUAAACAUCAACUUGUUUUCUGUUCGUAUUUCCAAAUGUUUUGGGCUUAAUCAAUCCCUAGAGUUCUACGCCCACCAAAAAAACCAUGUCGUGUGAUGUUUGGCAACAGGUUCUGGCUUUGGACUCUCGCUAUAGCGCUGUCAGGCCAAUAACAAAAUCAAGUACUGAAUUAAGGCAACUGUAUCUUCGAAGAAGGAAUCAGUUAACAAGAGAAAAAGCCGCACUGAGUGUCAACGAGGCUUUCAGACAUCCUAAUUUAUCUUGUAGUUUUCAAUAUGCAGCUGGAACCUCUGUCGCGUCUUUUGUUGCCUACAGAAACAUUCGUGAGCAGCUAUUACUUUCUCUUUACGGUCCAGCCAAACCUCACAGGUGCGCCUCACCUCAGUUAAGCUUAACUAAAACCAGGAGCUACGAUGAGAGUACAAAACUGCCUUCCCUACUGAACUACUCCAUGACUAAGUCUAUAUGUGAUACAUCUUCAGAUUAUCUUACACCCGGAAGGACGGAAACUUUAGGCGAGAGUUAUGCGUUUUCUGGUAUUGAGCAUAUUUUUGACCACCAUUCAGGCGCCGUAAAUCGUUUGAGUUUUGCAAACCACGAUUCAAGUCGUUUAGCUUUGGCUUCGUCUGAUGGGACUGUAUCCAUCUGCCGUAUCUCCCCAGCUAGUGGGGUUUUUUCCAUUGCAUGUGUUUUACCAGAAUAUCGUGUAAAACAAACAGAAAUUACAGAUAUAGCCUGGUCCAUGACCAACGAAUUUCUAGCAAGUACGUCUCUAGAUGGAAAUAUAUGUUUAUGGGAUGUUGGAGAAGCUAAGUUGGCACGAGAGUAUUUAAGUACGGAGCUGAAACUUGGCCCACUAUUGACGUGCGCUUUCCAACCCGCAAACAAUAACAUUUUCGCCGUUGGUAGCGUUACUGGAAUUAUUCAGAUGGUGAAUCUUUCUACAGGUAAGAACUGUGUUAGAGGCAUGGACCGUAUUCACGUAGCUGCUCGAGGUAGUAAAACUCGUCUAAAUUCGUCAGUCACUGAGCUACGGGGUCUUUUGGGUACAGGAUGUAUUACAACUUUGGCUUUUGAAGAUGCGACAGGCAAUUACUUGUGGGUAGGAACUGAUCGAGGCAUAAUCCAGUCCUAUUUAUGUGAACCAUCAACAGGCUUUAUCAUCAGAUCACAACGUGUGGAUAUAUCGUCGCUGAAUCUGUCUGUCGUCCCAACCUGCCCUGAGAACGGAAUAAAACUUAAUAAUUUAUUGUACGAACGACCGCCAAGUACUCGAAAAACCUAUUUCCUGUCUAAAGCAGACCAAAGUUUCAAAAGGUGGAGCAGUCUGAAGAGCCGAGCACGUACGCAUAAUGCGAUAGAUAAGUUACGCAGCAAUGAAGGUACAUCGUUAGCGCCGAGCAUAACUAGUCUUUCGAUAUACUCAUGGCUAUCCAAAGAAAAAAGUGAAACAUAUUUAUUGAUCAAUGCAGCUGGUAUCGGGUUAUUGCUGCUUCGACUAACAUUAGAUAAUAGGAACGUGAUUCUGGAGCAAAGGUUUCCUGUGCAUCAUCGUUCUUUCAAUUCCGUCCCAAAAGCACUUCGUCUUAUUCAUUCAUGUUUUGCACCACUCAUAUCAUUCCGUUCUGGAGCUUGUGCUGCGAGUGGAAGUGAAGAUUGCAAUGUAUACCUAUAUAAUGUGUUGAGAAGUCGUAAUGCAGACCCCGCAACAGGAAACAGUUCCUCUCACAAUAAACAAACGUCCACGGGUGUUGUCACCAUUUUACAGGGACAUACAGCUCCAGUGCUAGAUGUAGCGAUCAGUUGGGACGAGAAUAUGUUAGCGUCAGCAGACGAGAAGGGUUCAGUAAUUAUAUGGAGAAGACAAGAAAAAUCCGACACAAGUUGAAGAAUGAACUCCUACCUUAAGAUUAAAACUAAUUUUAUUUGGGAUGUAAUUACACUUCGAUCUACGUGCUUUUUAAAACUAACUUUAAUUUUCUGAAUUCCUAAUUUUCUCGUUUUGUUCUACACAUGUAAAUAUAUGUAUUGCAACGCAAUGCCAUUCAUUCUUAAGCCUUUGGGUCGCACUCACUUGACUUCGUACUGGUGUAUCAGUGCCACUGUAGGCCUACUUCCAACAACCCUCAGCGAACAGCAUUAAGAACCGUUUGCAAGUCUCAUGCUUCAAACUUGAGUACACUGUCUUUACGAGUAUCUGCUGAAAACUACUGAUCUAGUCCGUGCAUUUAGGCAGAUCAUAGUAAAGAAUUACUCUAGCUUAAACUCAACUCAUUAUUAAUAAACUAAUGUAGCCUAUACUCCAUAAGCACUUCUCGACUACUGAUUCGCAAACUAUCUAUAGGUUGCAGACUGGAGAACAACGCUUUGAUGAUACACGAACGUACCUCCACAUAGAAUUGGCCCAUGUGAGACUGGUCAAAUGGGUUUGCAGCACGGCAACAAGGUCUCAGCUUUCCUGAGCUAUUCGGUGUUUAUACUGUUCAAGUGAGGGCCAAAACAACGCGCAUCGUCGAAGCGAGUAAACCAUGCCUGUGCCCGGACGAGUGAUCACGAAGCAAUUAUGGAUUAUAUAGCGCCUUACUUGCAGAACCGAAUGUUACACU